UGUUGUAUCCUAUGCUACCGAACAGAUACGUUACGCUACUAACUAGCUACACACUAGCAUUAAAGCCACGAAAAGAUGCGCCUUCACGGGAUUAAAACAAUAAAACAAACAACAAGAAGUCUGGAAAAACUUUACCCAACUGUGCCCAAACUUUGAUAGACCACCACCCCAAAUCACUUCCCGUCAGUUUCGAGUGUGUUAGCAUUGUUUUAUCUCACCACUAUUGCCGUUGGACGCUUUUUUUUUUUCUUCUGGAGCAGUCCAGUCUGAUGAAUUCACCGAAAAAAGACGGAGAUGAUGAUGUGCCCGUUAAAGACCCGGUAAAAUACGGCGAGUUGGUCAUUUUGGGGUACAAUGGCUCUCUUCCAAGCGGAGACCGUGGGCGCAGAAAGAGCCGCUUCGCUCUGUACCGAAGGGCCAAGGCCAACGGUGUCAAACCCAGCGCUGUGCACAUCCUCAACACGCCACAGGACAGCAAGGCUGUCCACAGCAGGGGGCAGCACAGCAUCUCUUUCACUCUGUCCCGUAACCAGACGGUGGUGGUGGAGUACUGCCAUGACAACAACACAGACAUGUUCCAGAUCGGACGCUCCACAGAAAGUCCCAUUGACUUUGUGGUGACAGACACCUCCGGAGGCGGGAAGGAGGGAGAGGACCCCUCCAUCGCUCCCAGCACCAUCUCUCGUUUCGCCUGCAGAGUGGUGUGUGAACGCAACCCACCUUACACUGCACGCAUCUACGCCGCUGGCUUCGACUCCUCCAAAAAUAUCUUCUUAGGGGAAAAAGCAACCAAAUGGAAAAACCCUGACGGGCACAUGGACGGCUUGACCACCAACGGGGUGCUAGUGAUGCACCCAGAGGGGUUCCCAGAGGACCCCAAGCAGGGUCUGUGGAGGGAGAUCUCUGUCUGUGGGGAUGUCUACGCCCUGCGAGAGACACGCUCUGGACCCAGCAGGGGCAAACUGGCGGAGGGUGAGAGCAGUGCACUACGUGACGGUUCCCUGGUUGACCUGUGUGGUGCCACCCUGCUGUGGCGUACAGGCGAGGGGCUCAUGCGUGCUCCCACUCUGCGUCACCUGGAAGCACUUCGCCAGGAGCUCAAUGCGUCCCGGCCCCAGUGUCCCGUAGGCCUCAGCACACUGGCCUUCCCCAGCUUGCCACGCAGCCACAGGUGGGAGCCACACCUUGAAGAACGUCAGCCCUGGGUCUACCUCGCUUGCGGCCACGUCCACGGACGCCACGACUGGGGCCAGAGAUCUGAGGGAGUGGAGAUGCCAGGAGAAGGCGAGGGUUCCACGACCCGCCGAGAAUGUCCCCUGUGCAGGAGCGUGGGUCCCUACGUGCCCCUGUGGCUGGGCUGCGAGCCUGCUGUGUACGUGGACGCUGGAGCCCCCACUCACGCUUUUGUGCCGUGCGGCCACGUCUGCUCGGAGAGGACAGCCAGGUACUGGGCUGAGACCCCGCUUCCACACGGGACGCAUGCCUUCAGACCCGUCUGCCCCUUCUGCUCGUCUGCCCUCAGCACCCCCGGCUGGACGCGGCUCAUCUUCCAGGGCCCCAUCGACUAGUUGCCACUCCUCAGCAACCACUAUUACAGUAACAGGAAGAUGCCUGAGCUUCAUUUGUGGUGCAAACGUUGGUCAGUGCUCAGUGUGGAUGGGUAACAUCUUGAGUGUAAGGCUGCAUUCACAACAUAUCAGGCAUUGCGAUGGUCAGCUGCAGAGUUGGGCAGCAGUGUGGAUAUGUCACUUAAAUUUGUGGGGCAGUCUCAAUCUCACCGGCUGAGUAUUCGUCUUUAGUAGAAUUCCCUUUCGAUUAUCAUCGCUGUAGUAUCUUUACCGCCACAAAAGGCUUGAUGAUCACGAGAAUUAGGUAGGGAAGAAGAGGAUAUAUUGAUAUUGGUAUUGGUAAUCGGGCAAAUGAGUUGUUGCUUAUCUGCCUAAAAUCCAAUAUUGUGCAUCCCUAGAGUGAGCACAGAAUAUUUGGUCUCUCUGGCAAGAACUCUAAAACUACUAAAACUCUUUGUUCACUCGAUGGAAAAAAAUCAAAAUGGCAGAUUUUACAAAACACACGACCCUUCCCUUAAAAACUUUACGGAAGAAACACAAAUUCUGCUUUCCAGAAUGUCCAGAGUAUUUCUCUCUGCAAGUCCUCUCCUUUGCCCCCUCCGUCACUCACACACUGAUGAGGAUUAGGUGCGAGCAGCUCUGAUUCGUGUCACGUGCAUGCCAGAAAACAUUUGGUGCAGCUGUAUUGUUGCUCUACAGUGCCAGAAGCAGGUUGUGGUAAUGAAAAGGAAAAAUAGGUGUGAAAAUUUGUCAUAAAGCAGGAGGAAUUCUGGAGAAUUGUGACCCGGGGAUAUCAGGAGAGGGCGAUGGCAAACACGAGUCUCCCGUGAAAAUCAGUUCGUUUGGCAAGUAUGACAGAACACACAAGCUUUCUCCUUUCUUUCACUCACUAUAAUAUCUAACAAUAGAAAGAGACUGUAUCGCAGGUAAUGUGAUUGGCGAGAUAUUGGGUUGCGUUUCUCCAAAAGAUGAUUGCUGUUUUCAUAUCCUGCAGCCCCACUGCUGCAGCUGGACGCACUACCCACAUUUAAAAGACUGGGGCGGGUGGCGAUUUUGCCACAAGCCUGAUUUGGUGUGAAUGUAGCCUUAAAUAAACACUGUCUGACGUUGUUCCUGAAUGCAGGCUGAAAAAUCCUUCCCCUUGUUUAUCCUUGUGCUUGUUGAGAGGUAUGAGAUCUGGAGAACAGGUGAGAAAAUCAUGACAGAAUGAUCUCUACUGUCGCUGUGCAGUCCUCCAUCAGGGAAGAGUCUGCUGUUUUUCAUUCCAACCAGACACUACACAUUCACCAAUUACCAAAUCUUCAUUAAGAGGGUUCUUAUAAAUAAAACUGUGUAUACACAGGAGGUUAAAUGAUGCUGCUUCCCCCUUUUCAAACAAUCAUUUUCACUCCAUUAUUGAUCCAAACACUUUCGUCUAUCAGAAGCCAUGUAUGAAAUGACACGUAGCUUUUUGCACAUAAGAGAGGAAUGGCCUUUUUACUCAGUUCAUCUGCAGCGUCGGUGUACGUCUGCAGCGCCUGUGUGUCCUUAACUCGGUGAAACAAACACCACCUCUUGCACUUCUCGGCCUGAUAUCCGACCACCUCUUAAUUUCUAAAAGACAUUAUUUGUAAUCGUUGUGAAAUCAUCAAACAGUACAACCCAUCAGGUGUCAGCUGCUGCAGCUUCUUGUUCCCUUUAUAGAUUUGCAUGUCUUCCUUCCUGACCAGCUGAUUUAUAUUUAUAUUCUCAGCAGGCCACAUUCAUAGUUAACGUGGGAGGUUACAAGAUGAGAUCAGAGGCUUGUGCUUCUGUUGAGUGUUUCAAGUUACUGUUGAUUCACAAAGGGAAACUUAUUAUCAGUUCUUAAAUGAGUAUAUGCAGUUUUCAUCUUUUGUCUUCGUACAUCUUUUUAGCAUGUAAUCUAUGCAGCAUAGAGACCCCACAAAUAAGACCCCUCGUGUAGUAUAAGGUUGGAAUGAAAACCUGCAGACUCUGAUUAUCUCUGAAGCACUACACGCUUUGUGAUGGCGCCACAAAGAAUUCACCUCUUAAGGCCAGAUCUUAUCCCGAUUAUCAAGCAGAGCGAGGAUAAGCACGGGCCGGGAGUGAAACUGGGUAAAAUCCACUUCAUAACUCUCUACAGCAAUAACAGCACUCCCAUAGAUAAGCUAGAUGUUGUGCUAUGUUUAGCCAAGUGUUAGGUCGGCGGUCGCUUUUAAACAUGGCUGAAAUGGUUUCCAGGUUAAGGGCUCAACCAGAGGUGUGUUCAACGUAAUGAUUUAUUUUUAUUUCCAAAUGUGUGUGUGAUAUAACCAAAGCACUACAAUUUAAAGAUGAGCAACUGAAUCAGCGAUUAAAGGAAUCCUUCACCCCUCAAAUGGCAAUUUGUAUAUCAGUUACUCAUCCCGUGUUGCGGUGAGUUUGUGAAGAAAACCUUUGUGUGCAUGCGUCCUGUGAAUGAAGAAUCCUAAAAUAUAGAAAUUUCUGCACGUAAACUAUAUCAAAACAUCUGUUUACAAAGUCUCACACAGCUUAUGCAGUAUAAUCCAAACCUUGUCUAUCCAGUUGUAUGAUCAGCACUUCUCAAACACAUGCAAUUUCACUAACAUGUUACUAUUUAAAAUGAACUGAAAGUAAAACGUAUCUAUGCUCUCUUAAAACCAGACUCCAUUGACAAAAACAGUCAUUUUACAUCACUGAACGCAGGAGCAGCUGGUCUACCGCUGUCUCGAUCAGUUAGUUUGUUUGUGUUAUUGUGUGACUUUGGUGUUUUAAAGGGUUGGUUCAGAUUCAGCAAAGUCACACAAAAACACAAACAAGCUUCCAAAUGAGGCAGCAAUAGACCAGCAGCUCCUGUGUUCAGUGAGGUAAAAUUACUGUUUUUGUCAGUGGAGUCUGGCUUGGAAAAUUUCGCUUUACAUUCAGUUGCCCAUGGGAAAGGGCCAUCUGUUUGGGAAGUACCGAGCAUACGACUGGAUAAAUGAGACUUGGGUAAUACUACACAAGGGAUGUUUUGAUAUAGUUUGGCUGUGGUUCAACGUGGCCCCCUAUUACUUCAAUUCAACGGCUUUAAUUCGUCAAUAAUUUUCCUAUUUUUGGAUUCUUCGUUUGCCGUAGGGAAGCCAGAAAAACUAAAUUGUCUUCACAAAUUUACCUGAACACGGGGUGAGUGAUUCAUGUACAAAUUAUCAUUUGGGAGAUGAAUUAUCCCCUUAAACCUGCCAUUUAUUUAAAUUUAUUUUAAAGGUGUUAAAAGCCGAAACAUGCUGACAGAAAUUAGCGUGUUCAGACUGCAGGAGAACACAGCAGCUGUUGUGUUAGUUUGAACACACCUCUGGUUACUGAAUUAAGCUAAACAGGGUCCAUGUUAGUGUGGUGGAGUGUGAAAAAGGUUUGACCUUGCAUAACCUCAAAAGAUAACCUUUUUUUUUGUUGUUUCAAAGAAAACUAUUUUGUAAGGAAAUGGGGUGGGAUUUAUUCGGGGAAACGGGAGGAAUUCUUUUAGAUGUUCAGUGUUAAAAAAAACAACAACUAUUUUUCUAACUGAUAAUUGGUUUUAGUUAACUGAUGUUACUCAGUGUAAGCAAGUUAUGUAUGUUUCCGAAUAUUAUCGUGUGGUAGAUCUAGGAGAGCUUGUGAGUGAGAAAACAUUGCCAACACUGUGUCCAACAAACACACACUUAACACACUGCUACCGUUAAAAAAAAAAACCAUUGCCCAGACAAUGAAUGUAGCCAAAUACUCGGGCUAUAUUUAGCCUUCCCUGGUGCUCAUAUUGAAUGGUCUAUAUUGUGAUACUAUUUUUGUAACUGAAUAUUAUGGUGUAGCUUGGUGAACUAGCUCGAAAAAGUCAGAAUAAUUUCAAUAAUAGCCUCAAGUGUGGAAGACGUAUAAUUGAUAAUACACACUCACAUGGAAAUUGUGUCUAGCUUGCAUGUGCUGAACGUACACAUACAGUAUGUACACUACACGUACACUUACUCGAAACUUUGCACGGUUGAUUGCCAACCUGUUAUUCAUGCUGAGAGCGUUUGUCGCAGACCAAGAUGUCUUCCGAGUCCUCAGUUGGUAAAACUGCAGCAUUUAUGUUUUUUUUGUUUUGUUAUAUUUUGGAAGACCUCUCCAAAAGAAGAAAGAAAAGAAAAAAGAGGGAGAGCCUAAAAAAAAAAUCCUCAUACUUGAUAGAUGCGUGACGUUUGUGAAUGAGACCUAUUGAAUCCCACUUUGUACUACUAUGCUAAUAACUUCCACCAAACCAACUCACUGCAGAAAGAUGUCCACAUCCACACUUGUUUUCAUUUUGUAUUCAGACUAAUCACGGUGCAUUUCAGGCGAUUGAAAGCCAGCCUGCUGUUUUCAAAAUGCCUUGUGAAGUCUAAAUACAAGAUUUAAACUCCCUAUAGUGCGGCGGAUAAUUGACGUAGUGUUGAUAAUUACUGUAGCUCAGGAUUAGUGAUUUCAGAUUCGCAGCUGGAGAGGCCUGAAGGAAGCCUGCUAGAAGACACUUUGAGUCAAAAUGUUUCACAGCUGCAAAACUCACCAGCUCGAUGUGAGAGUAACCAUCUAAUACAAAUGCCAAAUUGUAGAGGGCACUCUGUCAGGUAGAUCGCCACAGGUCUAGGAUCAGUCACAUACGGGUCUUAAAGGAAUACUUCACCCACAAAGUUGUCAUUUGUAUAUCAGUUUUUCACCUCAUGUUACACUGAAUUCACAAAGACAGCUUUGUUUUUCUCGUAUGCCUCCACGGAACAAAGAAUCCAAAAAUGGAGAAAAGUCUUGAUGAACCAGAGUGAAUGGGGGCCGCGUUUAACAACAGUAGUAUGUCCCAACUGUACACAUAUUCCAUGUAAUACCAGGUUCACACUAUACGAGAUCAGCCCGUCUAUAGCCUGACGCAGCGUUGUACAAUGUCAGCUCGGAUUGUGAAUGACGUGUCGUACGCGAUAAUCCAUCGUUUUAUCUCAUGUAGUGCGUCAUAGUAGACAACAAACAACGUCACAUCUGGGACACUUCAUGACGUCCCGGCAGAAAGUCUAGCAUGUUUGAUUUUCUUUUUGUCGUUCACAACUUCUCCCGUCACAGCCAUCACUUUGACCAAUGGGAACACAGAGCGAUCUGCUGCCGACACCUGUAUGACAACAACACCACGGCCUUUUAGAUAUUUCCUCUUGGGAUGUUACCACAACAGAAUAAAAAGGGAAAAUUUAUGGUGUGAAACAGCAGAGGCACUUUAUCAACCCGCUGAGUACUGCCAUUAGCAUCAAGCUAGCAAACAAUGUUCUUUCUUUAUAAUGGAGACGGACAUAAAGUAGGAAAAUUAGCUACCAGCUUCAUUUGAAACAGACUACAUUAUAGACGGGCUGUUAUUUAUCAUUCCCUCUGUGUUCCUAUAUUUCUACUUUAAAUGUGCUCCUGUUUGCCUUGAUAAAGUUAAUGCAUGGCGCCGUCGUUUCAAACUCAACACUUCCUGUAUCGGUUUCAAAUGAAAAGCCCCUUAUAACUUCAGUUAAGAGAAUCCCCUCACUUUCCAAACAGGCUUUAAUCAGGCUUAUUUUUAGGAACUUCCUGUGGAGGAUUCAGUGACUUGCAGAGUUUGCAAGUCACUGAGAGAUUGCAGAGAUUUUUAUGUUACUACAAUAACAUUUCAGCUCAGACACAAACAGACACAGUGACUGAAAUAAUAGUGAAAGACAGCCAGUGAUUGGUUGUGGACCAACGUGUAGUCUGUCAUGUCUGUUUGCCAAGUCAAGGCACAAUUUUUGACCUCACAAUCGCCUAAUCUGACAUAGUGACUGUCAGAACGGACAAAAAUGUCGUGCAUUGUGAACCCAGCAUAACAGAACAUACUUUGUAAGGGCAGCUGUACUAUGCUAAGUCUGCAAUGCGGAACGCAGGGUAGAAUUAUACUGUGCAAGUUAUGUGAGUUUUUGUAAAUGGAUGUUUUGAUAUAGUUUUGCUGUUGUUAAACGCGGCCCCCCUUUACCCCAGUUCAUCAAGACUUCUCUCCAUGUUCGGAUUCUUCGUUCACCGUGGAGACAGGAGUGAGAAAAACACAGUUUUCUUAGCAAAAUCAACUUCACACGGGAUGAGAAACUGAAAUACAAAGGAUUAGUUUGUAAGUCAAGUGUUUCUUUGAAGCUACAGUUGGUAACUUUUAUAAAGAGUUCUUUUUUCAUCUAUGCUGACACUGUCACUACAGGCACACAGCCCGAAAUGAGACACAUAAUGAGAGAGUUUGUGACUCAGCAGCCCUGUUGGAUACAGUUAAACAGGAAUACCAAGCGCCACCAUCAACAUUCUCAUUUUACAGCUAAACAGUACACUAAAAUAUGUUUCUGGCAACAUUUGAGGUGAGAAACAGGCAAUGCAGUAACAGAAUCUUGAGUCAUAUUUUAUCAGCCCUCCAACACAACUGCAUUAGAGACUCCUCGACUGAUUGGUUGUCGCUGACUGUGCCGCGGUCUGACUUUAAACGAAUGCCGCUAGAGGCAGUGGGAGAGGAAGAGAACGGGACUUUUGUCUUGGCUUCUGUCUCGUGUAUGUCUGUGAGAAUAUAGUGACAGUUUCAGCAAAUAUGACAAACAUUACUUCCAUAUAAGUGACCAAGUGUAGCUUUAAUAAAAGGGGUCAAGGCAACAAACAGGCUUUGAAAUCAAAUCGAUCAGCUGCCCUUUACUCAGCACGCCAAAUCCAGUGAAUCCUGCUUUUGAAGAUGAUAUAUACAAACAAAUUAAUAUAACAUCAUUGGCAUGUGGAUGGAAGAACCGUUGCAGCACCCUCAUUGGCUUCUAGUUUAUAACCUGAUAUAUUUAUUUUUAGUUACUUUUCCUUCGUUUUAUUCUUGGUUUCAACCCUCUGUGGGUUCUAGGUGUUCAUAUGCAAUUUCCUCUCUCUUGUUUUUAGAUUUUAAUACCUGUGAAUUUUUCAGAAACAGUAUUUUAGGUUGUUUGAUACCACCAGUAACAUCAUUAGCAGCUCCCUAACUUUUUUUUUACUAUAUGUUUUAAUUGACCUUCACUCCAGAUGGCAAAACCUCAACCUCCUCAACUUAUGAGCUCAUCUUCCUGCAGGUGAGUGAGUAGCUGACAUGUAUUAUACAGCGUAAAAACCUCACAGUUAAUAAUGCAUUCCUUUUAAUACAUCGGUGUUAUGUACAGCUAUUUUGUAUUAUUUUAUAUCAUAUUCUUCUGUAAUCGUCCGGUGCACAGACAAUCGCUAUACACAUGUCAAUAAAGCUGUUAAAAAGCU
Epinephelus fuscoguttatus (brown-marbled grouper) is the source of this 8798-nucleotide messenger RNA. RefSeq names its product E3 ubiquitin-protein ligase pellino homolog 2. NCBI's taxonomy places the organism in Eukaryota, Metazoa, Chordata, Actinopteri, Perciformes, Serranidae. Bases 270 to 1568 code for a protein of 432 amino acids. The record is from RefSeq and is a predicted model, not a curated record. Gene Ontology annotation, molecular function: ubiquitin protein ligase activity; protein binding. Gene Ontology annotation, biological process: protein polyubiquitination; regulation of Toll signaling pathway. The transcript is spliced from 7 exons.